This is a messenger RNA of Syngnathus typhle (broad-nosed pipefish), 1848 nucleotides long. RefSeq names its product akt interacting protein (gene aktip). The record is from RefSeq and is a predicted model, not a curated record. Bases 95 to 982 code for a protein of 295 amino acids. Lineage: Eukaryota; Metazoa; Chordata; Actinopteri; Syngnathiformes; Syngnathidae. The transcript is spliced from 9 exons.
AUAAAUUGCCCACUCUGAAUGGCCUGCCCACCACCUGUCAUGGGACCUACUUAAAGAAAAAGGAGGGAUACCACACUGAACUUCUACAUGAGUUAUGAACCUAAACCCCUUCUGGAGCAUGUCUGCCAAUACGAGUCGUAAGAGACCUGAAAGUGAGGACCAGGGCGGGCAAGGGGAGUUGAAAAGCAGCCCGUCCCGGCUGCCCUUUGGCAAGAAGCAGCUUCCAGUCAUCCCCAAGAAUGCGGCAGCCGUCACCAAGCCUGCAGCCUUGGGAAGCCCCGCCCACUCCACAAAUGGCCCGCAUGCACCCUACGGCCCAUUUUACUUGGAAUACUCCCUACUGGCGGAGUUCACACUCGUGAUUAAGCAGAAACUCCCUGGAAUUUACGUACAGCCAUCUUACAAGUCAGCUCUUAUGUGGUUUGGAGUCAUAUUCAUCAGACAUGGCUUGUACCAGGAUGGAGUCUUCAAGUUCACUGUGUAUAUCCCGGAUAACUAUCCAGAUGGUGAUUGUCCGAAAUUAGUGUUUGACAUGCCAGUCUUCCAUCCACUCGUCGACCCAGUUUCCGGCGAGCUUGACGUCAAGCGAGCUUUCACCAAAUGGAGGCGGAAUCACAACCAUAUCUGGCAACUCCUCAUGUAUGCCCGUACUGUGUUUUAUAAGAUCAACACCUCGGAACCCAUCAAUCCAGAAGCUGCUGUAUUGUACGAGAAGGACGUGCAGUUGUUCAAGAGCAAAGUGGUGGACAGUGUGAGACUAUGCAACAGUCGUCUUUUUGACCAGCCCAAGAUAGACGAUCCCUACGCAAUAAGCUUUUCUCCGUGGAACCCAGCUGUUCACGAGGAAGCAAAAGAGCGAAUGUUCGCAUACAAAAGACGACCUGAGGACCACCACAAGGGAACGCAGGGCUCGGGCCUGUCCUGGGUCAAACCCGGGUCGACGCAGCCCUUCAGCAAAGACGACAGUCCUCCUCGGAGUUGAGGAUGCACCCCCCGCUGGCCACUAGUGGGGAGGCACGCGCAUCGCCGGCCGCACCAUUUUUGCGAGCCGAAUCCACAAAUAAGGACAUUAUGAAUAUUGCUCAGCUUUAAAAGCUUCGCCCACCAACAGCUUUAGCGGACAUAAACCAAGUUGAUAAGGCAAAGAUGACAAAUGGAUGUCUCUGAUGUAGAAUCUAGCAUUUCACGUAGAUGCUUCAGGAUCCAUAUGCACAGACUGGCUGGGCUCAGUGAUUACAUGCUGUCGGAAAAGUCCAAAAAAAAUGCAGUGGAUGUCACCAUCUCUCGGCUCAGGACUGUUUUUAUUCAUCACGCCAGGAAUGUCAAUUACAGCUGGGCCAAGACCAGACUUUCAAUCUGUCAUUUUUUUUUUUUUAAAUCGUUUCUUUCCGAAGAUAGCUUUUAAAUGCGCUGCUCGAUAAAGAGAUCUUUUUUUUUUUGGUCUGCUUGUUAAAAGUUUGAUGUGUAAAUAAGAGGUUUUUGAGUUAAAGAAAAAAAAAAUCAAUUUUGGGUUUGCUUUUUUUUUUGCCAGUCUUAAGUUACUAGAGCUAUCCCACGUGACUCCAAAGGUUCAUAUUUGCUUUUCCCCACUUUUGUCUCUCCAACAUGUUACAAUGAUAACAUGUAUUUUUAAUUUUAUUUGAUUAGACUGUGAUCUGGACAUUUGAUUGGUUUUCAAAGAAAAAGCUGCUAGAUCUAGUUGUGAGGGGAAGGUAACCAUUUUUAUAAAGCAUCACCUCCAAAUCAAUUUUAUUUUGAUAUGUUCUUUACAAAACGAUUUACAUCACAACAUAAGAUGACAAGCUGUCAAUGCAUUCUUGUAACAAUAAUAAAAAUGUUGAUUUAUUA